Messenger RNA from Microcebus murinus (gray mouse lemur), 3261 nucleotides. The record is from RefSeq and is a predicted model, not a curated record. NCBI's taxonomy places the organism in Eukaryota, Metazoa, Chordata, Mammalia, Primates, Cheirogaleidae.
UCUCCCAGCCGUGGCCCAGAGCCCCGUGGGAAGCGGUGGAGCCCCAGCCCUCCAGGACCCCUGCUGAGCCCCAGGCGCUGGGACAUGCCGGGCCGGUGCCACCCGCUGCUCGCCCUGGCGGGGCUGCUCUGCCUCGGGCCCGCCCUUGCCGAGGAGUGCACCAAGUACAAGGUCAGCACCUGCCGGGACUGCGUGGAGUCGGGGCCCGGCUGCGCCUGGUGCCAGAAGCCGAACUUCACGGGGCCAGGGGACCCGGACUCCAUCCGCUGCGACACCCGGGAGCAGCUGCUCAUGCGGGGCUGCCCGGCCAAUGACAUCGUGGACCCCAGGAGCCUGGCCGAGGCCCCAGAGGACCGAGAGGGGGGCCAGAAGCAGCUGUCCCCGCAGCAAGUGACGCUCUACCUGCGGCCAGGUCAGGCGGCCGCGUUCAACGUGACCUUCCGGCGCGCCAAGGGCUACCCCGUGGACCUGUACUACCUGAUGGACCUCUCCUACUCCAUGCUGGACGACCUCAUCAACGUCAGGAAGCUGGGCGGCGACCUGCUCCGCGCCCUCAACGAGAUCACGGAGUCCGGCCAGAUCGGCUUCGGGUCCUUGGCAAACAAGACCUUCAGGCACGUGCUGAAGCUGACCAGCAACGCCGACCAGUUCCAGACCGAGGUCGGGAAGCAGCUGAUCUCCGGAAACCAGGACGCCCCUGGGGGAGGGCUGGACGCCAUGAUGCAGGUUGCCGCCUGCCCGGAAGAAAUUGGCUGGCGCAAUGUCACCCGGCUGCUGGUGUUCACCACGGACAACGGCUUCCACUUUGCGGGCGACGGGAAGCUGGGUGCCAUCCUGACCCCCAACGAUGGCCGCUGCCACCUGGAGGACAACAUGUACAAGAGCAGCAACGCAUUUGACUACCCGUCGGUGGGCCAGCUGGCGCACAAACUGGCCGAAAGCAACAUCCAGCCCAUCUUCGCCGUGACCAAGAGGAUGGUGAAAACCUUCGAGGUGAGUGGAGUCGGGGUCCUGGUUCGGCCCCCCGUGGGAGCUUUCCCGAACGACUCCAGCAACGUGGCUCAGCUCAUCAAAGCUACAAACAAACUCUCCUCCAGGGUCUUCCUGGAGCACGGCGCCCUCCCCGACACCCUGAGAGUCACCUACGACUCCUUCUGCAGCAAUGGAGUGACAAUCACGGGCCAACCCCGAGGGGACUGCGACGGCGUGCAGAUCAACGUCCCGAUCACCUUCCAGGUGAAGGUCACGGCCACAAAGUGCAUCCAGGAGCAGACGUUUGUCAUCCGGCCACUGGGCUUCCCGGACACGGUGACCGUGCGUGUCCUUCCCCAGUGUGAGUGCCAGUGCCGGGACCAGAGCCAGGAACGCAGCCUCUGCCAGGGCAAGGGCUCCUUGGAGUGCGGCGUCUGCAGGGGCCCACUUCUCUGCGACCUUGGGAACCCAGGGCCAUUAGGCCGGCAGCCCUGGGAACCCCUGCAGCCAGAAGGCCUCCCAGGACAGGUGACCGCUCUGGUAGCCCAGGCCCUGCAGGCCACCCCUGGGUGUGCACACACCAAGGCCUGGGGUGUGUGGGCGACCGCUGGCUACAUCGGGAAAAACGUAGUGGCCAGACGGCAGGGCCGGAGCAGCCCAGGAGGCUUGGAGGAAGCAUGCCGGAAGGACACAAGGCUCCCAUCGUGGUGCUCGGCGGCCUGGGGGACCGCGUCUGCGGACAGUGCGUGUGCCACACCAGGCCACCGGUCGCGCAACAAGCGCAGAUCGUACGGGCCGCUACUGCGAGUGGUUGACAAUGCAACCUGCGAGCGGCUACAACCAACGGACCUGCGGCGGCCCAAUGAGCUGCCGAAGAGGGAUGCCUUGGGGGCGGCAGGCGUGCAGGCGCUUUCUUCCACGGCACUGGAGGGCCGCCCGAGGGAUGCCACAGAGACGCACGUGGGGGACACACAGACAGCAAAUGGCUCGCUCAGGAGCUUGGCAGCAGGACCUCAGGCCACCCUGCCCUGCCUCAGUUUCCUCAUCCCCAUGGGGAGGGCCCCAAGGGGGGCAAUGGUCCCAGCCCACUGGGAGGCCCAGUCACGGGGGUUGGGGGGGUACGUGGAGGCUGGACGGGCCAGGAGGCUGCCUCAGGGCUGGGGGCGGGAAGGCCUGGCCGGUGGUCAGUUGCCGUGUCUCAGCACUUCCGCCCACCGCAGAGAGGCGCGGCCGGUCGCUGUGUGGGGCUGCAGGAAGGGCUGGGGCGGGGUGGUGGCAGGUGGACCUCGUCCCUGGGCCCGGCAGGAGCUGAGCCUCCCGCCCCGCUGUCUUCCAGAGAGGGGCCUCUGCUUCUGUGGCAAGUGCCGCUGCCUGGAGGGCUAUGAUGGCUCCGCGUGCCAGUGCCAGCGCAACACCGAGGGCUGCCUGAACCAGCGGAAAGUGGAAUGCAGUGGCCGCGGCCGGUGCAGCUGCAACCAGUGUGUGUGCCAGAGGGAGUACCAGCCGCCCCUGUGCCUGGAGUGCCUGACCUGCCCCUCGCCCUGCAGCAAUCUCAGCUCCUGCGCCGAGUGCCUGCGGUUCGACAAGGGCCCCCUCAAGAAGAACUGCAGCGCGGCGUGCAGGAACCUGCGGCUGCUGGAAGUCCCUGCCCAGAGCAGCAGGAGGUGCAAGGAGCGGGACUCGGAGGGCUGCUGGAUGACCUACACCCUGUGGCAGCAGGACGGGUGGGACCGCUAUGACAUCCACGUGGAGGAGAGAGGAGAGUGUAAAGCCAGUGCCGCCGCCAUCGUGGGGGGCAUUGUGGCCGGCAUCGUGCUCAUUGGUGUCCUCCUGCUAGUCAUCGGGAAGCCUGUGACCCACCUGAGCGACCUCCGGGAGUACAAGCACUUCGAGAAGGAGAAGCUGAAGUCCCCGGGGAACAACGAUAACUCCCUUUUCAAGAGCGCCACCACGACGACCAUGAACACCAAGUUUGCUGAGAGUUAGGAGCCCUUGGAGAAGAGAAGGCUGCCGGGGCCGGCCAGGUGGGACCCCCCCCCAGCCACAUCACCCCCAUCCCGCGACCGUGACACGGCAGCACCUGUUACCCACACAUCCACUGUUGUUCCUGCCCCCGGCAUGACAGAUGUGGCCGGGUGUUUACACAGACUCCCCAGAAGGGACAGCACCCCCAACCACGGCAUGGUCUCCUCAGACACGUGAGGAAGGACCGCGCGAGUCCUGUGGGGCUGGAUCCGCGGGGCCUGCGUGAGUUAGGAGAGCAGUCUGAUUAAAGGUGGCACAAGUUUA